UCCACCAUAAUUACCACCACCUCCACCAUAAUUACCAUCACCUCCACCAUAAUUACCACCACCUCCACCAUAAUUCCCAUUACCACUUCCACCAUAAUCAUAAUUACCACCUCCACCAUAAUUACCACCUCCACCACCUCCACCAUAAUUCCCAUUACCACUUCCACCAUAAUCAUAAUUACCACCUCCACCAUAAUUACCACCUCCACCUUACCACCACCUCCACCAUAA
Messenger RNA from Patella vulgata (common limpet), 231 nucleotides. Its product is annotated as hepatitis A virus cellular receptor 1-like. The annotation marks the transcript as partial. NCBI's taxonomy places the organism in Eukaryota, Metazoa, Mollusca, Gastropoda, Patellidae. The record is from RefSeq and is a predicted model, not a curated record. The transcript has 3 exons.